This is a messenger RNA of Cynocephalus volans (Philippine flying lemur), 1695 nucleotides long. It is a transcript of the gene YIPF5, whose product is annotated as Yip1 domain family member 5. The record is from RefSeq and is a predicted model, not a curated record. The transcript is spliced from 6 exons. Gene Ontology annotation, biological process: vesicle fusion with Golgi apparatus; endoplasmic reticulum to Golgi vesicle-mediated transport; regulation of ER to Golgi vesicle-mediated transport. The coding region runs from base 115 to 888 and encodes 257 amino acids. Gene Ontology annotation, cellular component: membrane; trans-Golgi network. NCBI's taxonomy places the organism in Eukaryota, Metazoa, Chordata, Mammalia, Dermoptera, Cynocephalidae.
UCUUUGGCCCUGUGACACGUAGCAACCGGGCCGGUUCAGGGUCCGAAACUGAGUCUGAGGGUUAUUUGGGGCUGCUGGAACUAUUGCCGCCGCCGCCGCGUUUGAUCAUUUGAAAUGUCAGGCUUUGAAAACUUAAACACGGAUUUCUACCAGACAAGUUACAGCAUCGAUGAUCAAUCACAGCAGUCCUAUGAUUAUGGAGGAAGUGGAGGACCUUAUAGCAAACAGUAUGCUGGCUAUGACUACUCGCAGCAAGGCCGAUUUGUCCCUCCAGAAAUGAUGCAGUCACAGCAGCCGUACACUGGGCAGAUUUUCCAGCCAACUCAGGCAUAUACUCCAGUUACAUCUCAGCCAUUAUAUGGAAACAGCUUUGAGGAUGAGCCCCCUUUAUUAGAAGAGUUAGGUAUCAAUUUUGACCACAUCUGGCAAAAAACACUAACAGUGUUACAUCCGUUAAAAGUAGCAGAUGGCAGCAUUAUGAAUGAAACUGAUUUGGCAGGACCAAUGGUUUUUUGCCUUGCUUUUGGAGCCACAUUGUUACUGGCUGGCAAAAUCCAGUUUGGCUAUGUAUAUGGGAUCAGUGCAAUCGGAUGUCUAGGAAUGUUUUGUUUAUUAAACUUAAUGAGUAUGACAGGGGUUUCAUUUGGUUGUGUGGCAAGUGUCCUUGGAUAUUGUCUUCUUCCCAUGAUCCUACUUUCCAGCUUUGCAGUGAUAUUUUCUUUGCAAGGAAUGAUAGGAAUCAUUCUUACUGCUGGGAUUAUUGGAUGGUGUAGUUUUUCUGCUUCCAAAAUUUUUAUAUCUGCGUUAGCCAUGGAAGGACAGCAACUUUUAGUAGCAUAUCCUUGUGCUUUGUUAUAUGGAGUCUUUGCGCUAAUUUCCGUCUUUUGAACUGAAUUUAUCUGGGAUGUGGACAUCAGUGGGCCAAAUACACAAAAAGGAACUUGAACUCUUAAAUCGGACGAGCAAACUGCUGCCGCACAACUCUCAUGCAGAUAUACAUUUGACUGUUGGAGCAAUGGAAGUAAACAUGUAUCUUUUGUUCAUUUUUAUAAAACUUUUGAAUACUAUAUUGGAUUUACCUGCAGUGUGACUAGCUUUAAGUGUUUGUGUUUGUACAAAUAAAAAGUGCUAUUUCUUUCCAAUUUCUGCAGCCUUUGAGAAACAACUUAUUUUCCUUGCAAAUUAUAUUAUGAUGUUUUUGAUAGAUUUUUAUCAACUGUGGGAAACCAACCACAAAGCUGAUAAUCUUUCUUAAAAACAACCCAGUCAUAGUAAAGAAGACACAAGACUUGUUUCAGAAAUAUUUGUCCAAGGAAUUAGGAAAGAAAAAUUUCUGGUACUAUUCUCAAGUCAGGUGCAGUUGAAGUUAAAAAGUGAUCCCAAUGUAGAGUGAGUUUGCACUUCAAAAAUCUGACAUUCCUAUAAAUUAUCUCAUGGAAUUUUUGCUAAAAUUCAGAGAUAGAAGUAUUUCACAAUCUAUCUUAUUGUAGAAAUGAAAUGUGAACACCUAUUUAGAUAUUAGUAUUAACUAAACCAUAAUGACCUGGACUGGCUGCAUUAAUGCUUAUAGUUGGGUCUCCACAUUUCCUAGGAGGAAGAAAAUUUCUAACCUUUUUUGAGAAAAAUAUUUAAAAUUUCACAGUUUCAGUAUCGCAGUUAUCAGUGUAAAGUUCAUUUGAUGCUUACUAAUUAAAA